Messenger RNA from Gekko japonicus, 1796 nucleotides. It is a transcript of the gene CHST1, whose product is annotated as carbohydrate (keratan sulfate Gal-6) sulfotransferase 1. Gene Ontology annotation, molecular function: keratan sulfotransferase activity; N-acetylglucosamine 6-O-sulfotransferase activity. The coding region runs from base 41 to 1300 and encodes 419 amino acids. The transcript has a single exon. Gene Ontology annotation, biological process: carbohydrate metabolic process; keratan sulfate proteoglycan metabolic process; N-acetylglucosamine metabolic process. The record is from RefSeq and is a predicted model, not a curated record. Gene Ontology annotation, cellular component: Golgi membrane. Lineage: Eukaryota; Metazoa; Chordata; Lepidosauria; Squamata; Gekkonidae.
UAAAUCAACCUGUGAAGAAUCUCCAUGAAGGUGACCAGCCAUGCAAUGUUCCUGGAAGGCUGUCCUCCUACUUGCUUUGGCCUCUAUAGCUAUCCAGUACACAGCCAUCCGCACCUUCACAACCAAGUCCUUCCACAGUUGCCCUGUACCCAACCCAAUGAACUGCAGCCUGAAUCAGGAGACUGAAUCAGCUGACAGACUUUGUGAUGAAAGCCCCACCUUUGCAUAUAAUCUUUCCAAGAAGACACAUGUCCUCAUCUUGGCCACAACCAGAAGCGGUUCCUCCUUUGUUGGGCAGCUCUUUAACCAACAUUUUGAUGUCUUCUAUUUAUUUGAACCCCUCUACCAUGUCCAGUACACCUUGAUCCCAAAGCUGACACAGACCAAGGGCUCCACAGACAGGCGGAUCAUGCUGGGAGCUGGGCGAGAUUUGCUGAGGAGCCUCUAUGACUGUGACCUCUACUUCCUGGAAAAUUACAUUAAGCCUCCACCAGUGAACCAUACAACAGACAGGCUGUUCCGCCGGGGAGCCAGCAAGGCGCUGUGCUCCCCACCAGUUUGUGAGACACUGACAACCAUUGAUAUUCCACUGGAGGAAGGAGACUGUGUGAAAAAAUGUGGCACCUUGAACCUAACACUGGCAACUGAGUCAUGCAAAGAUCAUGGGCAUGUUGCUAUCAAAACUGUGCGGGUGCCCGAGGUCAGUGACCUCCGGGCCUUGGUAGAGGACCCCAGGCUCAAUCUGAAAAUCAUACAACUGGUGAGGGACCCCAGGGGCAUCCUUGCCUCCAGGAGUGAGACAUUUAGAGAUACUUACAGGCUUUGGCGUAUCUGGGAUGGCACAGGUAGGAAACCCUAUAACCUGGAUGUGACACAGCUCACUACUGUCUGUGAGGACUUCUUGAACUCUGUUUCCACCGGACUAAACCGGCCAGCUUGGCUCAAGGGCAAGUACAUGCUGGUUAGGUACGAAGACCUAGCCAGGAAUCCCUUGAAAAAGACAGAGGAGAUGUAUGAAUUCCUGGGCAUCCCCAUGGACAGCAAUGUGGAACGAUGGAUACAGAAUAACACAAGAGGGGACAGAUCUGCAGCCAAACACAAGUAUGGGACUGUCCGAAACUCAGCAGCAACCGCCGAGAAGUGGCGGUUCCGCCUUUCCUAUGAAAUUGUGGCAUUCACGCAGAACGCCUGCCAGCAGGUGUUGGUACAACUAGGUUAUAAACUGGUGUCCUCUGAGGAGGAGUUAAAGAACCUUUCCAUCAGCCUUGUGGAAGAAAGGGACUUCUUGCCCUUCUGGUAACACAAACAUUAGGGUUUCGUAUUUUAAAUCUGAUACGAGCCAUUUCCUAACUGUUGCCUUACUUUCCCUUUCCCCAUUUACUCUUGAAAUUUGCACUAAUUCUUUAAUGGGAAUCUCAAAAAGAGUUAACAUGAAGAAAGCAUCUCCUCUCAGACUAUGUUAUGAGUAAUGGGUACCGUAAAAGCAAAUUAAAGAAGCAAACUGUGGAUGGGUAGCAAUGUUUACAAAUCACACUCACACAACAAUGUAUAAAAGGAAAAAAAAAGUAACCCUCAGGUUUUCCACACUGAAAGGCACCUGGGGGACUAUACUUUUGCACUGUUUACUUUUACAAUGUAAGAGGUAACUAUAAAUAUAUACAUAUAUAUAUAUGUCUAAUUUAUGAAUAGUGUUGUCACUUCCCGCCUAACUCUCCCUGAUUAUGAGCAGGUUUUACUGUUAGCUGAAUGUGGAAUAUCUCCUUGUUUUUAAUCUUGUUUUGAUAUGUCUGUUUGAG